Messenger RNA from Drosophila simulans, 825 nucleotides. RefSeq lists its product as uncharacterized. Bases 121 to 675 code for a protein of 184 amino acids. The transcript has 2 exons. The record is from RefSeq and is a predicted model, not a curated record. NCBI's taxonomy places the organism in Eukaryota, Metazoa, Arthropoda, Insecta, Diptera, Drosophilidae.
ACUUUGUCCCAUAAGGCUCGCACCUGUUGCAGACGGACUUGUAACGUGUGUAGGGACGGAGAGGCUUGAUCAGGAGUGUUGAUCUUCGCUUCGAAAAGGCUUACGCGAUCGCUGACGGCGAUGAAUUUAUGCAACGCUGCGUUUGCGGGCGUUGGCUGCUCAGAGGAUGCCAUUUUCUUUGUGGUAGAGCGUGUGACGCGGAGGAAAUCAGUCCCGACAGCGGAGGGACUCUCGGAUUUUCUCGAUAGCGAAGACUCACUAGACGCUCGCGUCACUGGUCGGGAAAUGACCAACCUAGGAGUUGUCUUCGAACUGGUCGAUGGCAAAACCUUUGCUUUCGGAGUGGGAGUCGCGGUUUUGACCCUGGGACUAACGGACUUGGGUGCUGGCCUACCGCGAGUGGAUAGCGGAGAUUGCGGGUUGAACUUUUGUUCUUUUCCAGGUGCGGGUGUCUUUUUCUUGUCUCCCUCUAGGGGCAUGCUCAGCUAUGCCCUAGGAGAAGGAAGUCAAGAAGGCCUGCACGCCGCAAAAAAUGUGGAAUUGAAAAAGAACCAGACACAGAGGGCACCCAAAUCUGGAUGGACAAAGGAUCCCGUCGGAAUUCGGGAGAAAGUUGCAAUUGGGAUCUGGAGAUUGAAACACGAAGGAAAAAAAAUCCCAAUUUUUGUGAAAUAAGGCCCCAAUAGAUCUUCAAUCAACUGGAAAAAAGCUUAAAUGAAGCACAAUAUAGCUAAAAUUCAGUGUGAAAAAAAUAGCUAGGAGGAUUCACAAAAAAAAACAACAGCUAGAGUGAAGUCCACAAGAAGAUAUAGCUAUAUUGGAGUC